AUGAAGUUUUCACACACAUUAAUCACAACACUUGCUACUAUCAUAUCGACAGCGUUUGCUGCAGAUCAAUCUGACGUUCAGUUUUUAACAGCAUUGGUCGGUGACUACCAGGAGCAUAGAACUGACUAUAUAAAGUUUUUUGGUACUGCUGACGAUGUACCUGGUGUAUUGUCAACAUUGGCUACCCAAGUAUUAACAUACACUGACACUUCCUACACAACGUUAUUGGAUAACAAUAAUUUAAACAUUGGCGAAUUAGAGAGUUACGCCACAAAUAUCCCUUGGUACACGAGGAUAGAAUCGGCUGCCGGUGGUAGUGGCGGAUCAGGAGGAUCAAGCGGGUCAAGCUCUUCUGGUGGAAGUGAUGAAAGUAGUGACAGCACAUCUCAGUCAAAGGGCAGUGCCGCUUCGAGCACCUCAGCAUCUGACAAUUCAGGAAAGGCUUCAGCUGCUUCGACAACAUCAUACGACCCUCAAAAUACUGUUGAUUCAUCUAAAGCUGCCGUUGCUGCAGCAAAAUCUGCUUCUGAAGCAGAAGCAAAAACCCGUUCAGGAUUAGCACCUGGGUUAACUGCCCCAUUUGGUGCCGUGCUUGGAGGAUUAGCCGUUGCAAUGCUAUAA
Lodderomyces margitis is the source of this 621-nucleotide messenger RNA. RefSeq names its product putative lipase (gene RBR2). The record is from RefSeq and is a predicted model, not a curated record. The transcript has a single exon. NCBI's taxonomy places the organism in Eukaryota, Fungi, Ascomycota, Pichiomycetes, Serinales, Debaryomycetaceae. Bases 1 to 621 code for a protein of 206 amino acids.